AUGUUGACGGUCUUGCCACGCCUCGGCGCCGGCGCGUGCAUGGAGCACUGCGCCAAGACGGAGAUCCUCUCGCACGUCAUGACCUACGCCCAGUUUAUUCUCCCGCUCCGCCUCGGCGACGCGCAGCACAGCGUCCAUGCGCAAGGCCGAACGUCAGUGGUGCACCAGCUUUUUGCGUCGCUCUCGAUCGUGUCCAAGGCCGUCCAGUGCGCGCUUGCGACGAGCAUGUCGCUGCUCAUGCUCGCGGUCAAGAACUGA
Molecule: messenger RNA, 258 nt
Organism: Saprolegnia parasitica CBS 223.65
Lineage: Eukaryota; Oomycota; Saprolegniomycetes; Saprolegniales; Saprolegniaceae
Exons: 2
Coding region: 1-258 (85 amino acids)
Source: RefSeq, a predicted model, not a curated record